Molecule: messenger RNA, 1149 nt
Organism: Orycteropus afer afer
Lineage: Eukaryota; Metazoa; Chordata; Mammalia; Tubulidentata; Orycteropodidae
Gene: PRELP
Product: proline and arginine rich end leucine rich repeat protein
Exons: 2
Coding region: 1-1149 (382 amino acids)
Cellular component (GO): extracellular exosome
Molecular function (GO): heparin binding; protein binding
Source: RefSeq, a predicted model, not a curated record
AUGAGGUCAUUCCUUUGCUGGCUCCUGCCACUUCUCAUCUUGGCAUCAGUGACUCAAGGCCAGCCAACAAGGCGACCAAAACCCAGGCCCAGGCCCAGGCCCAGGCCCAGGCCCAGGCCCAUGCCCAGACCCACCUUUCCUCAGCCCCAUGAGCCCUCAGAGCCUACAGACCUGCCUCCUCCCCUCCCACCAGGUCCUCCAUCUAUCUUCCAUGACUGUCCCCGAGAAUGCUACUGCCCCUAUGAUUUCCCAUCUGCGCUCUACUGUGAUAGCCGCAACCUGCGCAAGGUCCCCGUCAUCCCAUCCCGCAUCCAUUACCUCUAUCUCCAGAACAAUUUCAUCUCUGAGCUCCCACUGGAGUCCUUCAAGAAUGCCACAGGCCUGAGGUGGAUCAACCUGGACAACAACCGGAUUCGCAAGGUGGACCAGAAGGUGUUGGAGAGUCUGCCCAGCCUGGUUUUCCUUUACAUGGAGAAGAACCAGCUGGAAGAGGUCCCCUCGUCCCUGCCUAAGAAUCUGGAGCAGCUGAGGCUAAGCCAAAACCAAAUAUUCAAAAUCCCACCUGGGGUCUUCAGCAAGCUGGAGAAUCUGCUGCUGUUGGAUCUUCAACAUAACAAUUUGACUGAUAGUGUCUUGAAGCCGGACACCUUCAAGGGCCUCAAGAACCUCAUGCAGCUCAACCUGGCCCACAACAUCCUAAGAAAGAUGCCACCCAAGGUGCCCACGGCCAUUCACCAGCUCUUUCUGGACAGCAACAGGAUCGAGACCAUCCCUAAUGGCUACUUCAAGGGCUUCCCCAACCUUGCUUUCAUCCGGCUUAACUACAACAAGCUAUCAGACCGAGGACUCCCCAAGAACUCUUUUAACAUUUCCAACCUGCUGGUGCUCCACUUGUCACACAACAAGAUCAGCAAUGUGCCUGCCAUCAGCAACAAGCUAGAGCACCUUUACCUGAACAACAAUUCCAUUGAGAAAAUCAACGGGACUCAGAUUUGCCCCAACAACAUAGUGGCCUUCCACGACUUCUCCUCAGACCUGGAGAAUGUGCCACACCUGCGCUACCUGCGGUUGGAUGGGAACUACCUGAAGCCACCCAUCCCACUGGACCUUAUGAUGUGUUUCCGCCUCCUGCAGUCUGUGAUCAUCUAG